AUUUCCGCUCAGCGCUGAUUGGCUCGUUUCCGGGUGAAGCCCCGCCCCUGUGUGUGUGUUGCUUUGAGACCUGUGAUUGCUCCUCGGGAAGGCGGAAGUGGACGCGAGUUCCGGGUGAGCGGCACAGAGCGGUAAUUGGGAGUUUUGUGAGUGUAUAAGGAAAAGAGGACUCGCCUGAUGGAACCCGUCAGUGCAGCAACAUGUCCCUUCUUAAUGACGUCACAGGGCCGUUCCUGUCAGAGCUGAGUGCCGCGAUCGUGUGUCUGCUCAUGUCAUCUCUCCUGUCUCAGUGACAUCACUCCGCCGUCUGCUAACCUCACCUACGUCCCUGAACAUGGCUCCUGUUCCUCCUUGCAUUCGAUUCCUGACGUCUUUUAACCGGGACAAAUGGUACCGAGCCUUCACAUUUGUCCUAACCUUCUUACUCUACACCAGUUUCCACCUUUCCAGGAAGCCCAUCAGCAUUGUAAAGAGUGAACUCCAUAAGAACUGUACACUGACUAGAGAUGUGACGUCGACUGUAAAAGACAUCAGCAGUCAGCAACCUGUUAUCACUGAAAUAGACUGCAGCUGGAAACCAUUUGAUAAAGGAAACUAUAAGCAGCUGCUGGGGGCGAUGGACUACUCCUUCCUGUGUGCUUAUGCUGUAGGCAUGUAUCUGAGUGGGAUUAUUGGCGAGCGUUUGCCCAUCCGCCUCUACCUGAGCGUGGGGAUGCUGACCAGCGGCUUCUUCACCUGUCUGUUCGGACUCGGAUACGUCUACAACAUUCACAACCUCGGAUUCUACAUCUUCGUCCAGGUUGCCAAUGGAUUGGUGCAGACUACUGGCUGGCCCAGUGUGGUGACCUGCAUUGGGAACUGGUUUGGCAAGGGCAGGCGAGGUCUGAUCAUGGGACUGUGGAACUCUCACACCUCUGUUGGGAACAUCCUGGGUUCUCUAAUCGCUGGGUACUACGUGUCAUCUAACUGGGGGCUGUCCUUCAUCGUCCCUGGCAUCAUCAUCGCGGUCAUGGGCAUCAUCUGCUUCCUCUUCCUUAUUGAGCACCCGAAUGAUCUGAAAGCUGCUACCGCUCAAAAUGCCGUCAACAGUCACCAGAAGUUGCACAAAAGCUGGAAUGGGGUUAACAGCCAUAAAGACCUGUACCUGCAGUAUAAACAAGGAGCAAACACCCAGAGCUCUGAUACAGAGCUGUUGUUGGGGCAGGACAGUGUCGGAGUGUGUGUUCCUGUGCAGCAGGUGGUCGUAGUGAAGAGUGAGGCAGAGCCGGGUGCCAUUAGUUUCAUGGGAGCUUUACGUAUACCGGGUGUGGUGGAAUUCUCUCUGUGUCUGCUGUUUGCGAAGCUCGUCAGCUACACCUUUCUCUUCUGGCUGCCCCUCUAUAUCACUAAAGCAGCUCACCUUGACGCAAAGAAGGCAGGAGAUCUCUCCACCCUGUUUGAUGUGGGAGGAAUCGUCGGUGGAAUCUUGGCAGGAGUGUUCUCGGAUAAAUCGGGAAAGAGAGCCACUACCUGUGCCGUGAUGCUGCUCCUGGCUGCUCCAACACUUUACGGCUUUUCCAUGAUGAGCCAGUUCGGUCUGGGUCCCACUAUCAGCAUGCUGUUGGUGUGUGGAGGGUUAGUGAACGGACCUUAUGCCCUCAUCACGACCGCUGUGUCUGCUGAUCUGGGCACCCAUAAGAGCCUAAAAGGCAAUGCCCGCGCUCUGUCAACAGUCACGGCCAUUAUCGAUGGGACAGGCUCUGUUGGUGCUGCAAUCGGCCCCCUGCUGGCCGGGCUGCUCUCUGCACACGGCUGGGAUCAGGUCUUCUACAUGCUCAUGACGGCAGACUUUCUUGCACUACUGCUGUUGCUGCGACUGGUGUUGAAGGAGAUGAAGUCAAACAAGAAUCGUCCGAGAGCAUCAGUCGAACUGAAGGAGCACUGAGCACUUUGCACUAAAUUGGAGCGGAAGAGGUCGACUCUGGACCUUCUACGCUUCCCAACCAGGAAAAACAUCUUGAAUCUGUUCUCAGAACCAGACCUCCUGCCCUUUGGCUUGAUCAUGUCCACUGUGUGCUUUGUGCUACUCUUGACUUGUAAAGGAACAAAAUUGAAGCUUGAACUCUUUACCAUCGCUGUAGCCCGAGUAGCAGCCUGUUAAAAGUCUGUAUUCUUUACCUGCUGUAUCGCGAGCUCAAGUCCUGCUCCACUUAUUUCUUCAAACCAAUGAAGUUCUUUAGACAUUUACAUGUGAGCUGGAUCAGAUCGGAUCAGUGAAGGAAUCAAGCAUAGUCUAAACGUUUAUCACUGCCUUCCAUGUCCGUCUGUGUGUAAGUGUCCUUGUAAUAAGGUUUCACCGAGUUAACCUGUAUGAGGUGUCGGUAUUUAUUUUGAAUAUGUAAUAAUAUUUAUUCAUGGAAUAUAGGAGCUUUUCACAAUCCACUUAUUAAUCAGAAAGAGAUUGAUAUUUAAAGGUGCGGUGGGUGUUUUGUGUGUGUGAUUAUUAUUUUUUUUUUUUAUAAUUUCCAACUCGGAUUCACAAUAUUCAGUACAUCUUAGUAGUUUCUUCACUUUAGGCUGCUGCUUAAUUUAUUUCUGGGCCUGAAAAUAGCCCCACCCCACCCAGCCUUUCAUCAUUUUUUUUUUGCUGAAAAGCAGCUCAUGAAGUAAAUGCCAUUUCGAGAGAGAGGGGUUAGUUAGAUGAGGAGGUAUGACGACGAAAGCUUGCAAAAAUGUUCUUUUUGCAGCAAGAGGCUCUAAAAGUUGCUUACUGCUCCUUUAAUUAAUAGUGUGUUUUCACAGGUAAUAAAUCCAUUCAUGGGAUAAAGCGAACAGGCUUUAAUUUAACUGCAGAGCUUCUGUGGGAACGUAAAUCAACCUCGUGAACACAUUGCACAUUUCGGCUUGAUGAGUUCUGUAAACCUCACCCAACCCGGCCCGGUAUCGAGUGCAUACACACAGUCCAAGACACAGAUGUGUAGCAUCCAUUGCGUGACCAGAACUUGGACAGUGAACUUCCUCCCAUGUUCCUAAUAAUCGAUUAAAGCUAAAAGUUUUCGUAGCACUUUUCACGCUAAAAGCUUCGCAUGACGUCAGUUCCGUAAUGCUGACUGGUUUCAGUAGACUUCCAUUCUUUCAAGAUUUUUUUUUCUUUCCAGCUUGCGUUCAAACCUUUUUCUCCUUUUCCUUCUGUGUAAAACACGAUCUCCAGCUGUCCUACUAAAUAUUCCAAGCACAUGAAGUGUACAGAUAAAUAUCGUGUGUGUGUGUGAGAGAAUAGGAGGAUGUUGUUAAUAUAUUGUUCUUCAUUCACAUCUGCCUUUCUACAAACCAAAGUCAAAUCUUACAUGUUAUUUAUGUAUAAAUAUUAUAUUUGGUUUAUUUAAAUAUUGUGUUUUAAAUACUGUGGAACAGAUUGUAUUGAGAUUCAUAUUGUUUUUGUUUAUUUAGGACAGAUUUAGAGAAAUGUAAUCUCUCCUCUGACUGUUUUUACUUAAAUGCAGUGUGUGUGUAGGACUGUGUUCUGUACUGUGGUGUUAGACGACUUGAAGGAAGCCUCUCGUUUUUCUGUUAUCAUGGAGGGUUUUUUUUAAGAUAUUGUAGGGACAUGAUCCACUGUUAAGUUUCAGUAACACGUGACCAUGAAAGACGGAGUAUACAGGAGGCAAACACAAGGGGUUAAAAAUGAUUCCCCAUUAAACUGGACACUUUGAGUAAAAUGCCAUGAUGAAUGAAGGACGAUGCCGUUGAAUCUGAUCUGUGACCCAUCUGUAAAUGGGCGUCACACUAUAGAUGAUGGAAUGUAUUUUUUUUUUAAAUGUUUUUUUGGGGCUUUUUGCACCUUUUAUUAGAUAGGACAGUGUAGAGACAGGAAAUGAGCGGGAGAGAGAGACAGGGAGGGAUCAGGAAAUGACCUCGGGCCGGAAUCAAACCCGGGUCCCCGGAUUUAUGGUAUGGCGCCUUAUCCACCUGAGCCACAACGCCUCCAUGGAAUGUAUUUUUGUAUGAGUAAGUUGCGUCUAAUUCUUUACUGGCGUUAAAACAUGAUUGUGCCUUGUUUUUUUAUUUUAUUCUUCUUUAUAUGGGUUUGUCCGUUGAACUCCUUUAGAAACUCAUUGCAGUAGCUGCAGGGAAGUCACUGUGUAUAAAGGAAUUAAAAUGAUUGGGAGCAUUAUUAUUAUUGUUAUUAUUAGUAGUAGUAGUAGUAGUAUUAAAGAGGAAUAUCCACUGUUUCAGUUGUAAUAUUUGAAGCUAAAAAGUAGAUUUGGGCAAGUCUGUCUCUCUCUCUCUGUCUGUCUGACUCGCUCUCACUCACAGUGUGUGUGUUGGUCUCUCUAUCUCUCUGUGUCUCUCUCUCUCUGUCUCAUAUAUAUAUUAAUUACAGAACAUUGUUUCCAUUUAUUUAAACUACCUGACCUUGGAGAUAAACCUUCUUACCUCAGAA
This is a messenger RNA of Neoarius graeffei (lesser salmon catfish), 4423 nucleotides long. It is a transcript of the gene slc37a1, whose product is annotated as solute carrier family 37 member 1. The record is from RefSeq and is a predicted model, not a curated record. The transcript is spliced from 20 exons. Gene Ontology annotation, cellular component: endoplasmic reticulum membrane. Lineage: Eukaryota; Metazoa; Chordata; Actinopteri; Siluriformes; Ariidae. Gene Ontology annotation, molecular function: glucose 6-phosphate:phosphate antiporter activity. The coding region runs from base 335 to 1924 and encodes 529 amino acids. Gene Ontology annotation, biological process: glucose-6-phosphate transport; phosphate ion transmembrane transport.